CAAUAAAAUAGUGCUUUUAACUACUAGGUAACAUUGUACUGGUAAGUUAGCAAGCCAAAGUCAUACUAUGUUAAAUUGCGUUAAAAAAGGUGAUUAAACUCCUUUCAGUAUUUUUUUUUAUGUGUUCGCGUUCCUGUUGCCAUGGCAGCCAGUAAACCUGGUCGUCUCCAUGGAAACUGAACGUCAACAGUCCGAAUGUAGCUUUACCAAAGAUACUCUAUACAUUAUUGAACGUCUCUGGCUUUACUAUCAGCUUCAUUAUUCUCUAAAUUAUUUUCACUGUUCAGUUGUUGAGGUAGAUGUUUUUAUUUGUAGCUUUCGAGGUGGGAGUACUUGCUACAUUUUAGGAUUUUGAAAAAUAGCUUAAAUUUGUUGUUUUCUUAAUGGAGUAUCUUGAAGGAUCAUCCGUGCAGCACCUAAAGGCUCUUUCUGCACUAUUAUCUACUCAGCAGGAAGACGAAGGGGAUGAAGAUUGUAAAAAUGUGUCAACAUAUGCACAACUGGGUCCUGGACAUAUUGGCCCCCCACCCAAAAAAGAUAAAGAUGUGUCAAGUGCCUACACAAAGAAGAACAGCAAAGAUAUUUGGAGUGAGGACGAGGUAGCUGAGGGCUCCCACUAUGACGACUUGGCUGACCCACGGCCACAACCUGAAUAUGAAAUAAUAUUGAAGCAGAGUGUGGGAGCAGAGGACCUGUUCCUGGGUUUAAGCAGAAAGGACCCAUCUUCUAUGUGCUGUGAAGCCAUGCUGGUGAAAAUCAAACUGCCAGACACCAAAGCAAAAGAUGUCAUUUUAGAUGUAAAAGAGAAGUUCCUUGAUCUACGAACGCCAAAAUACAAACUGGGCCUCCACCUGCCUAAUCCCAUCCACAAGCAGGAGGGCAAGGCGCAGUUCUUCAGCGAGAGAGAGGAACUGGAGGUGACUCUUCUGAUGAAGCGGCCAAUGGACUUCAUCAACAUGCAAUAAGAGAAGAUAAAUGAUAAUUCACAAGUUUUCAGAGGAAAUGGAAUAAAACCCCUUUGCUUAUGGACUAAACACAAAAAGAGCUAUAAGAAAUAUUGCUGUUAACCCUUACUAUGUUUGUGCAUGUUAUUUGAGUCAGUGCUCUUGCUAUAUGUGUAAAUACCAACUGUAUAAUGAUGAAUUUUAAUAAAUACUUUAGUUAUGUGUGACUGGCCUAUUAUUGGGUAAUCAGCAAUGUAGAGCAGAAGAUGGUAAACACACACUUAUGUAGGUGGAUGUAUUCAUCGAUGGACUGAUACAAAUCCAAAAUCCAAAUCCAAACUCAAAACUCACCUUUUCAAA
Cololabis saira (Pacific saury) is the source of this 1304-nucleotide messenger RNA. It is a transcript of the gene dnaaf6, whose product is annotated as dynein axonemal assembly factor 6. NCBI's taxonomy places the organism in Eukaryota, Metazoa, Chordata, Actinopteri, Beloniformes, Belonidae. The transcript has 6 exons. Gene Ontology annotation, cellular component: cytoplasm. Gene Ontology annotation, molecular function: dynein intermediate chain binding; protein-folding chaperone binding. Gene Ontology annotation, biological process: flagellated sperm motility; axonemal dynein complex assembly. The record is from RefSeq and is a predicted model, not a curated record. Bases 384 to 965 code for a protein of 193 amino acids.